Messenger RNA from Strongylus vulgaris, 477 nucleotides. The record is from the annotation of a GenBank genome assembly. NCBI's taxonomy places the organism in Eukaryota, Metazoa, Nematoda, Chromadorea, Rhabditida, Strongylidae.
AUGGAAUCAGAACAGAGCAAAAAUAGUAAAGAGAUGGAUGAUAUAAACAGGGCAUUUUCCGAAUUGUCUUCAUAUCAUUCUGGGACAUCAUUAGUCUCCAGUGAUCUUUCUAGUGGUGACACCGGCACUAGCGGUGAUGGUAGCAGUUCAGAGGAGGGGUCUACCGUAGAUGAAGACGACUUCACAACCGAUGACUCUGAUUUUGCUGAAUUUGUACGUCUUCGACCUGAAGACCGAAGAUGGAUUGAUGCAGCCUGGACAUACUUUGAUCGAGAACCUGUGUAUCGAAGACAAUUGAAGCCUGUAAAGGUGGUGAGAAAAAUGCGCGCAAAGAUCAGUAGCAAAGCGAGUUGGACAGAAUUACAGCAUGAGUACAACCUGCGACAUCCUCUAUGCACUGAUGGGAAGACUAUAGAAGAACUGAGGAAACUAUCCCUUGAUGCACGCUACAUGCCCUUACCAGAUCUCACUGUUUAA